This is a messenger RNA of Cryphonectria parasitica EP155, 2183 nucleotides long. RefSeq lists its product as uncharacterized. Gene Ontology annotation, molecular function: transcription cis-regulatory region binding; zinc ion binding; DNA-binding transcription factor activity, RNA polymerase II-specific. The transcript has 5 exons. Bases 1 to 2124 code for a protein of 707 amino acids. Gene Ontology annotation, cellular component: nucleus. Gene Ontology annotation, biological process: DNA-templated transcription; regulation of DNA-templated transcription. The record is from RefSeq and is a predicted model, not a curated record. Lineage: Eukaryota; Fungi; Ascomycota; Sordariomycetes; Diaporthales; Cryphonectriaceae.
AUGUCUGCAUCCCCCACAGACCGAGUUCCGAAGCGAUCAGGCGUCGUCAAGCGGUCGUCAAUGGCAUGUACGACAUGCCGUCAGGUGAAGCUCAAGUGUGAUGCUCUCAAACGGUCCCCAAAUCCGUGUACGAGGUGCGAGAGGAUGAAGAGACCAUGUCUGUGUGACCCCGGUUUCAAGAGAAGUGUCGUCCGAGGGGCCUUGGAAAAAGUCACACAGGAGAAGGAGGAGUUGCAACAUCUCGUGCACUCUCUUCGCGGCGAGAGUGCGAUGGACGGUGCUCUGGUGGUCCCCUCCGAGCAACGCAGCCGUGGCCUCAGCUCCGAGUCUCCGCAAUACAGAAUCAGCAUGACAAGCACUCCUCAAAACAUAUUGCCCCGUCCAGAAAGUUCCAGCCUGCCCGGCGCAUCGCCCUUGCGGCCCUCGAUGGCACUGACGCCGAAUUCGAACGCGACGGUCAUGGACAGCGUGUCGACAUUCCAUCUUCACGGCGUCUAUGUCGAUCGACAUUCAGCAGAAGGGCUUUUUCAAUACUUUUUGGACCAUCAUUUCGAGCAGCUCCCUAUCCUGCAUGUGCGGAGGAGCAUCGAUCUUGUCUUUGAGGACAGCCCCCUUCUCUUUUGGGCCGUGAUAUUGACUGCCGCGCGUGGAUCUCGCAAUCCUCUGUUCGAGAAGCUCCUCGAGCCGGUUAAGCGCCUCUUGAUGGCCCAGAUCGUCACCUCGAUACGGUCGAUACACGCCAUCCAGGGCUUGUUGAUCCUUUCUUUCUGGCCAUUCCCUGUCCAGCGGCAGACACAAGACGUAUCCUGGACGUAUUGCAAUAUUGCCGUCUCGGCUGCGAUACAGAUUUGUUUAGGUCGGGCAGAUCUACCUCGAUCCGGUCCACAUGCCAAAUUUGACGUCCCAAAAGGUUGGACGGGGGAUGCCGUCCUGCGCAAAAAGACCUGGCUGGGCUGUUUUGUCGUCAGCACGUCUCUGGCUGCGACGUUUGGUCUACCGCCGCCCAUGAGUAUGGUUGCCAACCGUGCGCUGUCCAUUAGGCAGAGUCUCGAAGGCCACGUACCGCAGGAUUUUUUGAGGCUGGCUGAGCUCCAAGAGUUCUGGAUCAGGGCGACCACGAUCAUCGAGGGCUCUAGCUCUGGCAAGCCGCAUCAUUCCCUGAUAAACCUGUUGGUUAUGGAACUCGACGAAAUAAAGCGAAGUUGGCCGGCAAAUAUCUCGCUGUGGCUCAGUAUGGGAUUUGCAGCAACGGGCCUACAUCUCUGCACCACUGCCGUGUCGAGUAAUAUCCAGCGCGAGGCCAAACUGCAGGCCGCGGACCUGCGAACAGCGCGAUACCAGAGCUUUGAGGCUGCCUCGCGAAUCGUCGACCUCGUCGUCACGUUGUCAAAUAACACGUCGGGACGAAUUGAAAUCCAAAGCCAUGCGACAAGAGAAGUCAGUGAGGCCAUGGAGCUGUAUCCCAAGCAUCAAUUGCGCGAUGUCGUUGCGGCAGCGCUAUGUCUUGUCAACACCAUCGCUGUGGACAACCUCGACACAAAGCUAGUCUCUGCAGACGUGAAGACGACAGUCAUUCAAGAGGUGCUGCAGAUAUGUUCCGUUUUGCGAAGUCUCUCGUGGGAUGAAUGGGAUGAAGGCGGCAGCGCGGCAGGGCUUCUCGAGCUGCUCGUGCGGCAUGCCGAGGACAGCAACACGGGUCGCCACUUUAGGGAGGCUGAGCUGUCGCCGCAGCUCGGCAUCGUGCAAAACAGCGUCGACGUCGCCCGGCGGAUCUUGGGAAGAGUGGAGGAUUCGGGUCUCAACCCAGAACAACAUCCUCCAGGCCCGGCCCUGGCGGGAACGAAUCCGUUGCAGACUCCCGGGUAUUCGACCAUCUCUGGCCAUCCCACCGUGGAAAGCUCACAUUCUGGAGGUGAUGAGUCUUUUGCCCACCCUGCCCCGUUCAUGCAGGCCGGACACGACACAGCAGUGCCAAAUAGGCUGCCGGGGCCGGAUGAGGCGAAUGAGUAUGUCAUGUCUACUUGGAGUUUUGACACGUUCCUGUGGGAUGAGUUGGAUGUUAUGAACUGGGGCCAUCUUUAUCAGCCUGAUACAACAGCUAUAGCCGUGGAGCCAAGCGGUUAAUGACGAGAUGAAUAGUGAUGUAUGGCUGGGGUUGGACUUGCAAGGUCCUUGUGGUAAUU